AUGCAACUCUUCGUCCGCGAUGUGGCUGGGCAGACGCUCGCGCUGCGGGCGGAGGCUCAGGCCAGUGUGGAAAGCUUGAAGACACAGAUCGCCGAGAUCCAGGGCCUGCCAUGCGACGAGCAGCGCCUGAUCUUCGCCGGGCGAUCCUUGACCAACACCGAGAGCUUGCUGGAUGCCGGCAUUGAGGAUGAGUCGACGCUCUUUCUCUCCUUGGACUUGGAAGGAGGCGGCAAGAAGCGAAAGAAGAAGACGUACACCAAGCCCAAGAAGAUCAAGCACAAGCGCAAGAAGGUCAAGCUCGCAGUCCUGAAGUUCUACAAGGUGGACUCCAACGACAAGGUGACACGCUUGCGUCGUGAAUGCCCGGACGAGCGCUGCGGGCCCGGUGUGUUCAUGGCCAUGCACUUCAACCGCUACUACUGCGGAAGAUGCCACCUCACCUACUUGAUCAAGAAAGACGGCUAG
This is a messenger RNA of Durusdinium trenchii, 465 nucleotides long. The record is from the annotation of a GenBank genome assembly. NCBI's taxonomy places the organism in Eukaryota, Dinophyceae, Suessiales, Symbiodiniaceae.